This is a messenger RNA of Gadus macrocephalus (Pacific cod), 1202 nucleotides long. RefSeq names its product synaptogyrin 2b (gene syngr2b). NCBI's taxonomy places the organism in Eukaryota, Metazoa, Chordata, Actinopteri, Gadiformes, Gadidae. The coding region runs from base 176 to 928 and encodes 250 amino acids. Gene Ontology annotation, cellular component: synaptic vesicle membrane; neuromuscular junction. The record is from RefSeq and is a predicted model, not a curated record. The transcript has 4 exons.
CUGGUCUUCUGUCUCCAGGGUGACCUGGUCUUCUGUCUCCAGGGUGACCUGGUCUUCCAGGGUGUCCGGGUUAUCUGUCUCUUGGUCGGCUGCAGAAGGAGCCCCCCACCGAUGCGCUCCUUGUGAUCUUUGGACCUUGUGACCUCCUCGGAUCUGGUGAAGGAGUCGGGACAGCAUGGAGGAGACGGGCGGGACGGGGGCGAUCGGGGCGCAGCUACCCGGAGGAGGCUUUGACCUGCAGAAAUUUGCCCGGCAGCCGCAGACCAUCGUACGGUUCUUCAGUUGGAUCUUCUCCAUCGUGGUGUUCGGCACGGUGACGGCGGAGGGCUGGGUGAACCCGCGGGACCGGCCCGAGGCCGAGUGCGUGUUCAACGGGGACGGCUCCGCCUGCCGCUACGCCGUGGGGGUGGGGGUCCUGGCCUUCCUGGGCAGCAGCGGCUUCCUGCUGCUGGACGUGGCGCUGCCCGCCAUCAGCGACGCCCGCCGGCGCAGAUACGCCGUCAUGGCCGACCUGGGCUUCUCCGGCGUGUGGUCCUUCCUGUGGUUCGUCUGUUUCUGCCUGCUGGCCAGCCUGUGGGGUCAGACCAGCGACGUCCGUGGGAUCCCGGAGGACGCCGCCCGCGCCGCCGUCGCCUUCUCCUUCUUCUCUAGCGCCACCUGGGCCAUCCUGACCUACUUCGCUCUCAGCCGCUAUCGCCACGGCAUGGACGGCGUCGCCGUGCCGACCAGCAUGGAGCCCCCGGCGGCGGCCCCCACCGCCUACGUCACCACCCCCUACGCCCCCACCUCCUACUCCCACAGUGCCUACCACCCCACCACCUACCCCGGCUUCCCCAGCGGGGGGGGGGGCGACCCCUACCAGCAGACCCUCUUCACGGCCGGAGCCCAGCCACAGGGGGGCGGGGCCUACCAGCCCCCCCCCUACUAGGAUACCGAGGGGGGGGUGGGGGCGUGGGAAGACCCCCCCCUCUGUGGAGGUGGAGGAUCCACUCCUCUGGACAGAGCGUCUGCGCUGAGCUACAUCACCGAGCUACGUCAUCGAGCAACGUCACCGAGCUACGUCACUGAGCUACUCCACAGAGCUACGUCACGGAGCUCUGUCACCGAGCUACGUCACUGAGCUACGUCACCAUGCUACGUCACGAGCUACGUCACUGAACUACGUCACUGAGCUACGUCACCAAGCUACGUCACCAUGCUAC